AUGGGUAAUGCUUGUUUUGGGAAGAGUACACACAACAAAGGAGUGGUGCACCCUAUAGCAGUUCACCGUGAUCAAGGCGUGACGAUCAAGGUACGAAUGACUAAAAGACAACUCAAGGGUUUAAUAGAGAAGGUGGAUAUGAGCAAUGAUAUGGAGGAUGAUACAGAAUUAGGUCGUUUGAUUGUUCAAGAAUGCUCUAAAGGGAAGCUUCGUGCUCGUGUUGUUACUGCUGCAAAGGGUGAGAAUGAUCAUUCAUACAAGUUUUCAAGAGGACAACAAGGUUUAAGGCCAAUUCAAGAAGAUUUUGUGAAGAAAAAUAUCAUGAUUCAUGAUGUAUAG
Messenger RNA from Vicia faba (fava bean), 339 nucleotides. NCBI's taxonomy places the organism in Eukaryota, Viridiplantae, Streptophyta, Magnoliopsida, Fabales, Fabaceae. The record is from the annotation of a GenBank genome assembly.